Molecule: messenger RNA, 2952 nt
Organism: Manis javanica (Malayan pangolin)
Lineage: Eukaryota; Metazoa; Chordata; Mammalia; Pholidota; Manidae
Gene: POC1A
Product: POC1 centriolar protein A
Biological process (GO): cilium assembly
Cellular component (GO): centriole; ciliary basal body
Molecular function (GO): protein binding
Source: RefSeq, a predicted model, not a curated record
UUCUUGCGUCUAGCCCUAGACCUUUUAAGUCCAAAGGAGAGACCCACUGCUGUACUUGCCAGCUCUCUGCAUGUGCCAGUUUCUGAGUUUACUUAAUUGGGCACUGGUCUGCAGGUCCAGGUAUCCCAUCUUAGAUCUCAGGUUGUAGUGAGAAUCCUCUGGGCCUGGCCAGAUCCUAAUGAGUGUUGGAGUCUGGCCAACCUGGUUCACCCAGGGGAGGCAUGUAAGGUCCCUGAAUCUUGCGAAACAUCCGGUCCAGGUCAGUUCCAGGCUGGGAAGCCGCCUGGAGUGAGGGGGGCGGGGAGGUGUAAAAAGGUCUAGGGACAGCCCCCUGACAGCAGAAAGUGAGCAGGGACGGCCUCUAGUGGCCAGGCCUCUGGAGUGCCUCCUCUUUUAAAUAUGUGAUUCAUAACGGUUGUGGGGCCGAAGGGUCCUGGGAGGGCCAGGCUGCAUCAUUCUCUUUCAUAUUACAAAUGGAGAAACCGAGGCCCACGAAGCGGAGGUGUUUUUCCCGAAGUCAUACAGUGAAGCAGGGUGACAGCUAGAAUCGAACCUAUGUUUCUCCACUCCAUAGACGUGACUAGAGUUCUGUUUUAAGCACGUUCGGAGGAGCGAACCCUUUAAGUCAUCCCCAAGGCGCGCACAGCUAGCGCCUAUCGGGUGUGUUGAGCGACAACUUGGCCCCCAGGGCGCUGCAAGCGGACACUCACGUGUGCUCCACUUCCGGGAUGCUCCACCCUCCCCCGGGGCUGGUGGAUCCGGACGUGCCCUCAGAGCAUCUUGGGAAGUGUAGUUCUGUCGUCCUCCGGAUGCCCGGCGGCGGUCGCCUAGAACUGCGUUUCCCAGAAGACUGUGCUCGCCGUCUCGUUCGCCGGGCUACGGGCUGGUGGGGCGAAUCGCUCACCCUGGGCUAUUUAGUUUCUCAGGGGAUGAGCGACGGUGGACGGAGGUCGUUGACGGUGCCGGCCGGACGUGGCCGGACCUGGCGGAGCCGGCCGGACCGCUCUGCUUCCGGUCCGGGGGACAAAAAAACGAGGCUCCGCGUCUCCUUUAACCGCAGUGGGCGGGGCGCGGCGCGGCGACGGCGUUGCUAUUGGCGGCGGUUGGGGGCGCGCAAACUGAACGGGCCGCGACUACAGCCGCUGCCCGGUCGGCUCCCUCGCGCCGUGGGCCCGGCCCCGCCAUGGCCGCGCCCUGCCCUGAGGACCCCUCGCUGGAGAGGCAUUUUAAGGGUCACCGAGAUGCAGUUACCUGUGUGGACUUCAGCCUCAACAUGAAGCAGCUUGCCAGUGGCUCUAUGGACUCAUGCCUCAUGGUCUGGCAUAUGAAGCCCCAGUCACGUGCCUACCGCUUUGCGGGCCACAAAGACGCUGUCACCUGUGUGAACUUCUCCCCUUCGGGACACCUGCUUGCCUCAGGCUCCCGAGACAAGACUGUCCGCAUCUGGAUACCCAACGUCAAAGGUGAGUCAACCGUGUUCCGUGCACACACGGCCACAGUGAGAAGCGUCCAUUUCUGCAGUGAUGGCCAGUCCCUCGUGACAGCAUCUGAUGACAAGACAGUCAAGGUGUGGGCCACUCAUCGCCAGAAAUUCCUGUUUUCCCUGAGCCAGCACAUCAACUGGGUCCGCUGUGCCAAGUUCUCCCCUGACGGGCGGCUCAUCGUGUCUGCCAGCGAUGACAAGACUGUCAAACUGUGGGACAAAGCCAGCCGGGAGUGUGUCCACUCAUACUGCGAGCAUGGCGGCUUUGUCACUUACGUGGACUUCCACCCCAGCGGCACGUGCAUUGCUGCCGCGGGCAUGGACAACACAGUGAAGGUGUGGGACGUGCGGACACACCGGCUCCUGCAGCAUUAUCAGUUGCACAGUGCAGCGGUGAAUGCCCUCUCCUUCCACCCGUCUGGAAACUACCUCAUCACGGCCUCCAGUGACUCCACCUUGAAGAUCCUGGACCUCAUGGAGGGCCGGCUGCUCUACACGCUCCACGGGCAUCAGGGUCCAGCCACCACUGUUGCCUUUUCAAGAACAGGGGAGUAUUUUGCUUCUGGAGGCUCUGAUGAACAGGUGAUGGUUUGGAAGAGUAACUUUGACGUUGACUGUGGAGAAGUCAGGAGAGCACAGAGGCCCCCAGCUGUGCUGGCCGGCCCCUCUGGGAAUCUGCCAGAAGUGGAGUUCCUGCUCCCAGCAGGCAGAGGCAGGAGUCAGGAGUCGGUGCAGAGCCGGCCCCGGGAGCCCGUCAGCACGCCCCAGACACUGACCAGCACGCUGGGGCACAUCGUGGGCCAGCUGGAUGUCCUCACCCAGACGGUCUCCAUCCUGGAGCAGCGGUUGUCACUGACAGAAGACAAGCUGAAGCAGUGUCUGGAGAACCAGCAGCUAAUCAUGCAGGGAGCGGCACCGUGAUCAAGGGAGCGAGAAUUAAGAGCUCAGUUGAUUUGGGGGUGGCAGGCCAGGGGUUUGUACUGUGGAACUUGGGUAAAUAAAGGGGAUUCAGCUCGGUGGGAGUCCCAUCCCUCCCUGAGCCCCAGUGCUGCGCCGAUCUGCCCUUUGCCCUUGUUCCCCCAGAGCCCCACCCAGCAGAGAGGCCCCCGGGGUGGCCGCACAUGCGGAGUGCACCCUGUUUAACGUGGAACCACCUGGAGAGGUUUGCUGCCUGGGAGUCCUAAGGGGCCCUGGAAUCACAGGGCCUGCCAGGGGGUAGCCUCAAGCCACCUCGCUUUCCAAAACUCACCUUACCGGGACCUUUCUGCCCUGUGACACCUGCUACAGCUCAGAAGUGCUCUGCUCGUCUGACAAGAGGCCCAGCAUGGGCCCACCCGAGCCGGCUUUCUCCAGAAAUGAGCACCCGGGGGUGGCUCUGGCUGCUCCACAUGUCCCCUGCGGCCUGGCGGCCUCCUGCAUGGGCGAGGACAAAAGAAUCUGAAAUUAAAACAGACUUUAUUGAACUCGCA